AUGGCUGAUGAAGACGUUGCUGCCUUGGUUGUGGACAAUGGCUCCGGUAUGUGCAAGGCCGGUUUCGCCGGAGACGAUGCUCCUCGUGCAGUGUUUCCCUCCAUCGUUGGCCGUCCAAGGCAUCAGGGUGUGAUGGUUGGUAUGGGUCAGAAAGACUCGUACGUCGGCGACGAAGCUCAGAGCAAGAGAGGUAUUCUGACCCUCAAAUAUCCCAUCGAACACGGCAUUGUAACAAACUGGGAUGACAUGGAAAAGGUAAAUAUUCUUCAACGUUGGAAAUAUCAAGUUGAGCGGUCGACUCACGAUGAAUUUUGCUUAUUUUAGAUCUGGCAUCACACCUUCUAUAACGAGCUGCGUGUAGCUCCCGAGGAACACCCAGUUCUGCUAACAGAAGCUCCUCUCAACCCAAAAGCCAACAGAGAAAAAAUGACACAGGUAAAAACGCGUUUUUAGUUCGUACUCUUGAACAGUGACAUUUCUUUUCCGAGCUCCUGCUGAGUUUUCGGAGAAGAGGGAGGGGCCGCCUGGGCCGGGUUUACUCUUCGAUCGUAAGGCUUGAAGGAGUCGAAAACUUGCUAUAAGCUUAUCGACAUAGCCGUUAAAAAAAAGGCGAUUUUUGUAUCUAUCCAUGAACGUUCGUCAAAAAGCUGAUUUAUCGUGGAUUGAACUUUUGCUGUUUUAAUUUAGCUUGAAAAUAGGUAAAGUUUAAGGUUGUUCAUUGUUCGUUUAACUUUAAAAUGUCCAAUUUUUUUCGGCGGAGCCCCACCUCAGCAGUAAAAUUUCCAUUGAUAAAAUUUCAAAUAAUUCCACAAUUAAAUUCUGGAAACGACGCUGGACUUCAAGGGGUCGCCUUCAAACUAUAUUGUAUUUCGAUGUACUGACAACAAAUUUGCAUCUGUAUAUAUUUUGUCUAUUGAACUGCAAAUGCGUUGACUUGCAACAGCUCAUAACAUUUAAAAACCAGUCGCAUAUCGGUUGAAAAUGUUGAGUUCGGUUUAAAAUGGAAAAUUGGCUCCCUGAAAAUUGUAAAUUUAUUGAUGUUUAAGAAUUCGUCUUCUCGAAGAAAUUUUUUUUUUAGCACGAAGCUAGUGCCUGAUCACAUCUGACUGGUUUCAUGCCCAUAUUUGGUAACGAAACGCUGUGAUUGGUCAGAGUUGUCCGAACAAGUUUUCUAAUUAAUAUGCAGGUUUGACUGAUGCUUUGUGAAUUAUGUCAAUAGCUUUCGCACCGCAUUUCAGAUCAAAGGAAGUCAAAGUCUACAAUUUUAUAAAAUUUUACAACGUGUUCUUUUGUGUGAAUAAUUUCAAUUUUUCUGGAACCCAGCCUCUUUUAACUAACAAUAACUUGACGUUAUUUGCAGUCGAUCCUUUCUUUUAAAAAAGUUAUUAAAAGAAAAAACCUCAUUAUUAAAACUAUCAAACUUUUGUUCUGUUUGUUGACCUUUUGCAGUCAAUAUUUGCAUCUGAAAAGACUAAACUUGGAUCAAUUACUGAAUAUAUUGUUUUACUUUUGUCUUGCUAAAAAUCUUGAUAUGGGCUCUUUCGUUUUUUAAACUAAAAAUGUACAGCGAAGAAAGUGGAAUAAAUCCUAAUUACUCGAGUCACUUGUAACGAAUGAACUUUUCCUUUUUCUAACAGAUCAUGUUCGAGACCUUCAAUUCACCAGCCAUGUACGUCGCAAUCCAGGCAGUGUUGUCUCUUUACGCUUCUGGUCGAACAACUGGCAUCGUAUUUGACAGCGGUGAUGGUGUGAGUCACACAGUUCCCAUCUACGAGGGUUACGCUCUUCCCCAUGCUAUCCUUCGUCUCGACUUGGCCGGCAGAGACUUGACCGACUAUCUCAUGAAGAUUCUGACUGAGCGUGGCUACUCCUUCACCACCACUGCAGAGCGUGAAAUCGUGCGUGACAUCAAAGAGAAGCUGUGCUAUGUUGCUCUGGACUUCGAGCAAGAAAUGCAAACUGCUGCAUCAAGCUCCAGUUUGGAGAAGAGCUACGAGCUUCCUGAUGGGCAGGUCAUCACCAUCGGUAACGAAAGAUUCCGUGCACCAGAGGCCAUGUUCCAGCCUUCCUUCCUUGGAAUGGAAUCUGCAGGUAUCCACGAGACAACUUACAACUCGAUCAUGAAGUGCGAUGUGGACAUCCGUAAGGAUCUGUACGCCAACACAGUGUUGUCAGGUGGCUCCACCAUGUUCCCAGGAAUCGCCGACAGAAUGCAAAAAGAAAUCACAGCCCUCGCCCCACCCACAAUGAAGAUCAAGAUCAUUGCUCCUCCUGAGCGUAAAUACUCUGUAUGGAUUGGAGGAUCGAUCUUGGCUUCGCUGUCCACCUUCCAACAGAUGUGGAUCUCCAAACAGGAAUACGACGAAUCUGGUCCCUCAAUUGUUCACCGCAAAUGCUUUUAA
Messenger RNA from Porites lobata, 2402 nucleotides. NCBI's taxonomy places the organism in Eukaryota, Metazoa, Cnidaria, Anthozoa, Scleractinia, Poritidae. The record is from the annotation of a GenBank genome assembly.